GAGGAGUUUUCCCUUGUGCUGACUAUUGUUUGAUUCCAGAUACAACAAAAUACGAAUGCCCUCGGGCUCCUUUUGCGUCUCUCAGUUCAGGCAAUACUUUGCUUGCCCAGCUAAGAUUAGUUUUCUGCCAAACUGACAUCCUCUGAUGGCUUGCCAAAGCAAGAUGAGCAUCAGCACUGGCACAAGAAAGGAGGCAUGGUUGCUCAAGAGAGAGGGAAGAUGGUAACACAAAAGAAUUUAAUUAAGUUGGUUGGUUGUAAAUCCACACCCUUGCAACUCUGUGUUUGGCUUGCACAGAUCAAAAUCACAAUUGCUGUCAAUAAAUUGAGAGACAAGAAGCAUUAAUGGCAGCAAUGGAAACAGUAGAGAAGAGAGUAAAGCAAGAGAAACAACAAGGAAAAGGAAAGGCAAGGCCAUCUCUAACAACGGCAGCAGUUCCACGUUGCACCAGCAGCUCAAGCUGCUGGGGUGAAGAUGGGCACUGGUAGCACCUCCACAUAAGCUGCUGGGGAGCACACCUGCAUACACCAGCAUGUUGUUCCCGUACUACGGCCUGGAGAUUCCUGUGUGGACCCAUUUCUUCAUCUCAAAACAGUGUACUGAUGGAUGGGAGCAAACUUUCACGGUGCUCAGGAGCUCUAUGAGAGGACGCACUGCAAGUCUGCACGUAGAGAUUGAAGGAAUUUUACCCUCCUCAGCACGAGGGGACGAGAAGACCAGGAUAUGACAGCAUGCUGAAUGGUGUAACUAUCAGCAGCAACCCAGUCCUGUCAAUCCAUGCAGCACGAUGGCUUCGUUUCCUGUCCUCAAGCAAGAGGUGUUGUUCCGGAAUGGCACGUGGAGCUAUCGAAUUCCAGCCCUGCUUUACCUGCCACGUUUCAGCAUCAUCCUGGCAUUUGCUGAGGAACGAGAGGAUGUGGUGGAUGAGCAUGCCAAGCUCAUAGUGAUGCGCAGAGGCACGUACAACCCAGGCAGACACCAUGUUCAGUGGAGCGGCGUGGAGACCAUUGUCAGUGCACAGCUGGAAGGUCACCGAUCCAUGAAUCCCUGUCCUGUUUAUGACGAGGUCUCGGGGAAUCUGAUCCUGUUCUUCAUAGCUGUCCCAGGAAAGAUCUCUGAGCACUACCAGCUCAGGACAAAGACCAACCUGGUACGUCUCUGCUAUGUCACUAGCGUGGACCAAGGACACACAUGGAGCCCUGUUCAGGAUAUCACCGAGAGCACCAUCAGCACAGAGUACAAGAACUGGGCCACUUUUGCAGUGGGACCAGGUCAUGGAUUACAGCUGUCCAAUGAGGCCCGGAGCCUUGUGAUUCCUGCCUAUGCCUUUCGUAUCCUUGACCCUAAGCAUCACCCUGUCUCUUAUACCUUCUGCUUCAUCAGCUCUGACCAUGGGAUGACGUGGGAGAUGGGGAACUUUGUGGGAAAAGAGAGUGCAGGGGAAUGCCAGGUAGCUGAGGUACACCGCUGUGGCAUGAAUGUGCUCUACUGCAAUGCUAGGACCAACAAGGGAGCCAGAAUCCAGGCUGUCAGCCACAACAACGGGGUGGAUUUUGAGGAAGGCCAGUGGGUUGAAAAGCUUGUGGAGCCUCCCUCUGGAUGUCACGGAAGCAUUGUUGCCUUCCCUCCUCCCUCUGAUGUCUGGUGCCAAGAUAGCUGGUUGCUGUACACUCAUCCUGCGGACCCAAAGGGCCGAAGAGAUUUGGGAAUUUACCUCAACAAAAGCCCUUUAAAUCCAGCACACUGGACAAAGCCAAGCAUCCUCUUUAAGGGCUUGUGUGCUUACUCAGAUCUGCAGUACAUGGGGAUUGGGCCAGAUGGCUCGCCCUUGUUCUCUUGCCUCUUUGAAUAUGGGAUCCAUAAACAAUGUGAAGAGAUAAUCUUUGUAAUGUUCACUUUGAAGCAAGCCUUCCCUUCUGAGUUCUGAGUCUUGAGCUUUUUCAUUGGGAUUCUUCUGGAAAAACACCUUUGCUGAUGCUCUUUUCACUCUCAGCUCUCUUUCAGCAAAAGAAUUUUUGUAUUCUUCCCGCGCUGCCGGCUGGGCAUUGUCUUAUAGCAUGCUUAUAUCACAAAGUCUA
This is a messenger RNA of Centrocercus urophasianus (Greater sage-grouse), 2078 nucleotides long. It is a transcript of the gene NEU2, whose product is annotated as neuraminidase 2. The record is from RefSeq and is a predicted model, not a curated record. The coding region runs from base 788 to 1927 and encodes 379 amino acids. Gene Ontology annotation, cellular component: lysosome; cytoplasm; membrane. Gene Ontology annotation, biological process: ganglioside catabolic process; oligosaccharide catabolic process. Lineage: Eukaryota; Metazoa; Chordata; Aves; Galliformes; Phasianidae. Gene Ontology annotation, molecular function: exo-alpha-sialidase activity. The transcript is spliced from 7 exons.